Molecule: messenger RNA, 2206 nt
Organism: Styela clava
Lineage: Eukaryota; Metazoa; Chordata; Ascidiacea; Stolidobranchia; Styelidae
Source: RefSeq, a predicted model, not a curated record
CUUAUUGAGUAUAAAUAGGACAACCUAGUAUAUUGUGUAUGCGGUUAUAAUUUGCUGCACUGCGUGUGAGCGCAGUUAUUUUCCUCAAUAAGCACAACGACAUCCUUACUCGAAAUAUUUUCAAGUCGUAAUUUUAAAUUCAAGAGGAAAGACGGAAAUUACAAUGUCACCUACGGAAACACCUAACGUAACAAACGAGAACUCCCCACCCUCCGCCCCUGCGUCGAGAAGCGAUGUGGGGGCGGCUGGUUCGACAAAACCAGACAUUACUCGAAGAUCUGGAGAUCAAAUUGGUAGUCUUGACGAUGAAAUAGAACUAGACGGAACAAUAAACAGUGGAGCAAGAGAUGCGCCUGGUCAAAGUUGUGUUUAUAUCCCAUCUGGGCCUCAUUUUGAUGAAUUUUAUCGACUGUCAACAUAUUCAAAGUUUCCACUGAACGUACCGGUGAAAGUUGGCGAUUUGGCGGCCGCCGGACUGUAUUAUACGGGAUUUAGAGAUAGAGUGAAGUGCUUCAGUUGCGGAAUGUCCGUAGAAAAUUGGAUGUUGGGCGACGAUGGAAUGGACAGAAAAUGGCACAAAUCGGAUUGUGCAAUGGCAAACGGUGGUAAUUAUUUAAAUGUUGCAUUACCGACACCAAAUUUUCGAACUCUAUUGCGAGUAUUUAAAGGCCUUCCAAGUACAUCGUCGGCGACGAUUGGAGGGAGAAAAGACAACUAUGCGGCAGCACCAAAAAGAGGAAACCAAUCGGCAAAUAUGUUACUGUCAAAUUCUUCUGCGGCACCUAUGGAUGUCACUGAAGUUACUUCUAAUAUGGGUCGAGUGAGAUUAAAUGAAACGACGCUACCUCAACUGGAAUUUGCAAAUAUAGUAUCUACGGAACAUCGUGACAUGUUAUUAAGAAUUAAUUUGAAAAAAGAAGUUGACAGAAGAUCAACAUUUACAAAAUGGCCGUCAUAUCCUGCGCCAUAUUUACCAAGCGAGUUAGCAAAGGAAGGAUUUUUCUAUUUGGGAAACUUGGAUCGCACCCAGUGUUUCUCCUGCUCAGGUGUCUUGCGUAAUUGGACACAUACUGACAAUGUAUUUGAACAGCAUAGAAAGCAUUUCCCAGAAUGCAGGAUGGUACGAAAAGUAACUUCUGGAAAUAUUCCAAUGGAAGAAAAUGAAAGAAGGGAAGCUGAUGAAACCGAACGGGCAAGAUUGGCAAAUCUUCUUCCAUCUGGAAGUCCACAAGAACCUCAAGAUCCAUCUCCAGAGGAGCAGCGCCGUCUUGCGGAAUUGUUUCCAUGUCGUGCGCCAGUCAAUCCACAUAUGCGAACCUUGCAAAAUAGAAUUGAAAGUUUUCAACGAAACUGGCCGAACAGAAUUCUCGCCACUCCAAGCCAAAUUGCAAAAGCUGGAUUCUUUUUUCUGGGUGAAAGCGAUAAGACGAAGUGUUUUUAUUGUAAUGGAGGAUUGCAAAAUUGGGAUGCAAAUGAUGAGCCGUGGACUGAGCAUGCAAAGUGGUUUCCAGGGUGCGAGUUUGUUAUCAGACAAAAAGGAACUGAAUUUGUCCGACAAAUUGCCGAUCAACAUCCAAACUUGAACAGACCUCAUAUUCGUAAUCCCGCAUCUUACGAUAUUCCUCCAGAAAUACGACACUCGACUUCUCCUCAACCUAUGGACACUCGAAAUCCAAACUCAAACAGUAGCAACAUCAAGGUUGAUGAGCUUAUCAGUAUGGGGUUUUUGAAAGAAAAAAUUGAGCGCUUAAUUAGAAGAAAAUCAAACCAAGGCGGUUACGCAAACAUUGAAGAAAUCAUACAAGAUUUGCUGCAAGUCGAAGACAGUGAAGAAGCGUCAGCAAGUCCUCAACCAACAUUACCACCACUGGAAGGAGCAGUAAGCGCGCAACCUGUUCCGGCAAAUGCUGGAGUAAAACGCGGAGGUGUCAUGGAAGCAAGCACGCAAGUGAAGAAAAACAGAACCUCUUCCCCGGCGACUUCAAUAAACCCAGAAGAUAUCGAAAUGGCGAGAAGUUUGAGAAUCAUGGAGCAGGAAUCGAUCUGUAAAAUGUGCAAGAAAAACAAAACAGAAAUCCUAUUCAUCCCGUGUGGCCAUUUAUGCGUCUGUGAAGAAUGCGCUACAAAAUUAAAACGAUGCAUUCUAUGCAAAAGUAAAGUUCAAAGCACGUUGAAGGAAUGCAGAGCGUAGCCAUUUUCAAUCCCU